Molecule: messenger RNA, 1282 nt
Organism: Coregonus sp. 'balchen'
Lineage: Eukaryota; Metazoa; Chordata; Actinopteri; Salmoniformes; Salmonidae
Source: the annotation of a GenBank genome assembly
AUGUUCCAACAGAAGGAGCACCUGAAGAGCCACCUGCAGGCCCACGACGCCAACAGGCAGGUGUUCCACUGCCAGGAGUGUGGCAAACAGUACAGCACUCAGCUGGGCUACCGGCGCCACCUUCUGGCCACCCACACCCCCGCCUCCCUCUCUGGUGAGCUCCAUUGCCAGGAGGGGGAGCCCACCCUGCUGGAGCAGCUAGGAAGCCACAACGACAGGCCUCAGCCUCUGGGGGGUGCCACCGGCGCCAUCAGGGAGAGGAAAUAUUCGUGCGAGCGCUGCGACCGACGCUUCUACACCCGCAAGGAUGUGCGGCGCCACGCUGUGGUGCACACGGGCCGCCGCGACUUCCUGUGCCCACGGUGUGCCCAGCGCUUUGGCCGCAGGGACCAUCUGACGCGCCACCUGAAGAAGAGCCACGUCCAGGAGGCCACACCCACCACCCCCACAGCCACACCUGCCCCCACCACACCUGGCCCCGUAAAGGAGGAGCAGAGUCCGGUGUCAUGUGACAUGGGGUCCUCCUCAAAGGAGCCCAUAGAGACCUUCCCCAUGGACAUGUACAGUAGCUAUCCCCUGCAGACCAUGUCCAAUCCAGGCAUGGGCCACCACCAACACUCCCUCAUGCAGAGUUCCCUGUCCACGGCCAUGGGGGUGGGUCGUCACAUGCCGGGCCCCACUCCCCAUCCCCACCCCCACCUCCCCCAGACCCCAGCACCAACAGCAGCCUUAUGGCCACAUGCCCAGGUACCAGCAUGGAUCUACCUCAUACCCCCGCCCUGACAUGGAGAGCUUUCUCAUGGACCUGCAGAGUGGGCUGCCCCCACACCUGACCGCAGCCUCCUCCUCUACCUCCUCCUCCCCUCAGAGGGAGGUGCUCUCGGAAGGCCAGGGUGGGCCUGGGGCUGGGGACCCCCACAUUCUGUCCAGGAGCCCCGCUCUCUCCUCGGCCGAGCUGUCAUGCGCUGCUAACAUGGACCUGGGUCCUCUUCUGGGCUUCCUGCCGUUCGGCCUGCCUCCCUACAGUGCUCAUAUGAGUAUGGGAGGUCUUGUGAUGGGCUACCCCUCUACCUCCACCUCCACUGUGCCGCCCUCCUCCUCCAGUCCCCUGCCUUCUCACGCCCCAGGAGGCCUCACCUUCCUGCAGCCUCCACAACCACACGCACCCCAGGGUCCCGGAGCCCACAACCACAACAACAACCAGCUACCUCAGGGGUUCAGCAACCCUGGAAUGAGCACUUCCACCUCCCUACCUCGCUACUACCAGGCCUUUCAACAGUGA